Molecule: messenger RNA, 3271 nt
Organism: Siniperca chuatsi (mandarin fish)
Lineage: Eukaryota; Metazoa; Chordata; Actinopteri; Centrarchiformes; Sinipercidae
Product: glutamate decarboxylase 1
Exons: 16
Coding region: 910-2685 (591 amino acids)
Biological process (GO): GABA biosynthetic process
Cellular component (GO): presynaptic active zone; cytoplasm
Molecular function (GO): pyridoxal phosphate binding; glutamate decarboxylase activity
Source: RefSeq, a predicted model, not a curated record
GUCUGAACUGAACGCACUCUUAUUUAUUGUCGUUGGAGAUGCUCUAACAGGUGUUUUUAUAGGGUUUGCUCCCUGCAGAAUCAUAGGUUUAAGUGACAAAAUUUGGGAAGCUUGUAUGUGAAUUGCAUGUGUGUAGAAACUGUUUAUGUUAUUCUCAUUUAGCCUUUAAUAACAGGUUGGUGGUUUGGAAAGAGGGAUGCAGGUCGUCCUUUUCUAAGGGGGGCUUUAACCUGCAUCACGGUGCAAUAAUCACCUUGAUCUGAUAUUUGUCCUGUACUACUGUACUGAAACAGGCCAUAUUAUGAAUUACAGUAAGUAAGUAAAAAUGAAACUGCUCUUGUAGGCUUUUGUGUGUGGGUUUUUGUUAUUUUUUGUUUUUUUGUAUAUGGCCUUACCUCCAGAUAUUCAAUAUGUGUGCCAAUUUUGAUGAUCUGACAGCUGCGUGUUUAACAGCCUUGCCCAGAACAGUUUGGGAUGUGGUAUUUAUGAUGAGGAACAUGAAGCUGUGUGGGUAUUCACCAGCAUCCAUCCUGAGCAGGAUCAAGAUGCUGAAAUAAUGUGUUCCUAUCAGGUGGUUAAAGUAGGUGCAGGAUUUGUCUUUGAACUGAACUUGUCAUCCGCGAUAUAUUCGUUUUCUCUCUGCCGACUAAUUGAAUCUAAACUUGUAAGACAGACUGUGCCCUUGUCGUCUACAGGUCUGGGUGCCAACUUGAGCAUCUCUCUCAGUGUUAAAGAGCAAGAGGCGCCUAUUUAAAAUACUGUACAGCUCGUGGGUUUCUCGUUUUCCCUGCCAGUGAGGUUUACUUUUCAUUUUUCAUAGUAUAAAGAGAGAUUUUGGGGGCAUUAAAGGAAUAAAAAAAGUGACCAGGCUUUUUGAGGUGAGGACUUUGGCACCACGUCUCGGGAGUGAUGGCGGCGUCUGCACCCUCCUCCUCUGGCGGCGAACCGGAUCCCAACUCGACAAAUUUACGACCACCGGGCUCAAGCUAUGAUGCUUGGUGUGGAGUUGCUCAUGGAUGUACUAGAAAACUGGGAAUGAAGAUAUGUGGAUUUUUGCAGAAGAACAACAGUCUGGAGGAGAGGAGCAGGAUUGUGAGUUCCUUCAAGGAGCGCACAGCCAAGAACCUGCUGUCCUGCGAUAACAACAGCGGAGACGCGCGUUUCAGACGCACCGAGACCGACUUCUCCAAUCUGUUCGCCAGAGAUCUAUUGCCUGCCAAAAAUGGAGAGGAGCAGACCAUGCAGUUCUUGCUGGAGGUUGUGGAAAUCCUCACCAAUUAUGUCCGGAAGACCUUUGACAGAUCGACCAAGGUCCUGGACUUCCACCACCCCCACCAGCUGCUGGAGGGCAUGGAGGGCUUCAACCUGGAGCUCUCUGACCAGCCCGAGUCUCUGGAGCAGAUCCUGGUGGACUGCAGGGACACCCUGAAAUAUGGAGUGAGAACAGGUCACCCCAGGUUUUUUAACCAGCUGUCCACUGGAUUAGACAUUGUUGGGCUGGCAGGAGAGUGGCUUACCUCUACAGCCAACACUAACAUGUUUACCUAUGAGAUCGCUCCUGUCUUUGUGCUCAUGGAGCAGCUGACACUGAAAAAGAUGAGAGAGAUCAUUGGCUGGCCUGUGGGAGAGGGCGAUGGAAUAUUUUCUCCAGGAGGAGCCAUCUCCAACAUGUACAGUGUGAUGAUUGCCAGAUACAAGUUUUUCCCUGAAGUCAAGACCAAAGGCAUGGCAGCUGCACCCAGACUGGUCCUCUUCACCUCAGAGCAUAGCCACUAUUCCAUCAAGAAAGCCAGUGCAGCUCUGGGCUUUGGGACAGAGAACCUGAUCCUUUUGAACACAGAUGAGAGAGGGAGAGUCAUUCCUGCUGAUUUGGAAGCCAAAGUAAUAGAGGCCAAGCAAAAGGGGUAUGUCCCGAUGUUUGUGAAUGCCACCGCUGGUACCACCGUCUACGGAGCCUUUGAUCCCAUCAAUGAAAUUGCAGACAUCUGUGAAAAGUACAACAUGUGGCUUCAUGUGGAUGGUGCAUGGGGAGGAGGUUUGCUAAUGUCCAGGAAACACAGGCACAAGCUGAAUGGAGUACAGAGGGCCAACUCGGUCACCUGGAACCCUCAUAAAAUGAUGGGAGUGCCGCUACAGUGCUCUGCCAUUCUGGUCAGAGAGAGGGGAUUAUUACAAGGCUGCAACUCCAUGUGUGCUGGUUACCUCUUCCAGCCAGAUAAACAGUACGAUGUUACAUACGACACAGGUGACAAGGCCAUUCAGUGUGGACGGCAUGUCGAUAUCUUCAAGUUCUGGCUUAUGUGGAAGGCAAAGGGAACAGUAGGAUUUGAACAGCAUAUUGACAAGUGCCUGGAUCUGUCAGCGUACCUCUACAGUAAAAUAAAAAACAGAGAGGGCUACGAGAUGGUGUUUGAUGGAGAGCCGCAGCACACUAAUGUGUGUUUUUGGUAUAUCCCGCCGAGCCUGCGCGGCUUACCUGAUGGUGAUGAGAGGCGGGAGAGGCUGCACAAGGUGGCCCCAAAGAUCAAGGCAAUGAUGAUGGAGUCUGGGACUACGAUGGUGGGUUACCAGCCACAAGGAGACAAGGUCAACUUCUUCCGCAUGGUCAUCUCCAACCACGCUGCUACCAGGUCAGACAUCGACUUCCUGAUUGAGGAGCUUGAGCGACUGGGGAAUGACUUGUAAGAGCCACACCUAACCAACCAACCAACCAACACCCCAGAGGAGAGCCUUGAGCUUGGCUUCAUGUCCCUUUUGUCUCAUAAAGACGUUGAAAUGUUUGCUUACAGGUCUUCUCUGGCAACGCACAACAAAUAAUAAGCCCUGUGUGUCUCUUCUCUGUCUGUUCUGUCUUUAGCAGCAAUGACAUAUAUUCAAAACAUUUGCACACAAGGUUAUCUGAGUAUAAAGGACAUAAGUCAAAACUUGAGAGAAUCACAAAAACACACAGGUAUUCUUGCUAGACUGCAUGUUAAGUGUAAAUAAACCUAAUAUAAUGUCAAUUAAAUGAGAUUAACACUGGUUACCUUUCAUGUAAAUAUGAAAUAGCAAGAAUAUCUGAUCACUUGAAUGAUUCCCUCUAUAGCAGCUAUUUAAAAAAAUAAUAAUUUUACUGUUGUACCAUAUGAAGAUCAGUAUUAAAAACAGGAUGAAAUCAAAUAUUUUUUCACAAGUAACAGAGCACAAUGUAGGGAACCUUAUUGCGUUGACAUAAACAGUAUUAAUGUAAAAAAAUGAAAUAUAUAUAUAUAUAUAUAUAUAUAUAUAUAUA